ACAAUUCCCAGGACUCCCUAGGACUGAGCCAGAGCAGUUAAAGUAGUGUCAAACUGGAUUAUUCCUGAUGUGCGGAUGCAGCUUAUGAGACACUUGCCUUAAUUUCUGCAGUGGGCUGUAGAGCAUGGUCUCCAAACCAUGCAUCUGAGGAAGUACGCUCAAGUCUAUAAGCUCAUGCUACCAACCUCUUUCUUUCAAUUAGUCUCAAAGGUGCUGCAAGAUCCCUUUGCAUACAGGAUUGUUUGUUCUGCUUUUUUCUCCCACCACCUGCCUCCCUUCUUAGUCUUGGCUGAGAAAAUGUACAGUAGAGCAGUCAGUUCGUUAAACAACUGCAAAACGAGCAGAUCAACAAAGCUUCACCUGUUGGGUCUCUAUAGCCAUAUCUGCAUGUUGGGAAGAGUCUUGCCUGAUGAGGUUCUCCUUGGUUUUCUAGGCAGCCUGCUAAAAGUAUUAUGCAUUUCAAGCACUUAUAUAUUGCCUUUAAGUGCAGCAGUUCCACUCAGGCCAUAAACUGAAAAGGUUGGGUGGGAAUGCUGGCUGUAAAAUCCUUGGAGUAUAACUGCUCGACUUCAUUUUGGGUUGUGUUGGAUUCUGAACUAUGCCAGUUUUGUUUUCUGUUGUCAUCUACACACACUUUGAAGUACUGUACUUCUGUUAGCUCCUGCAGUAGGAUGUAGGGCAUGGUAAAGCAAAGGAUGCUUCAGGAGGCACCUUCUCUUACUAGCUUUUGUUUGUUUGUUCUGUUGUUAUCUUUACAGCUGUUUUAUGUUUGCAUUCCACUUUUCCUCCAGCGAGUUCAAGGCAGCAUACAGUUUUCUCUUACCAUUUCGAUCUUCACAACAAUCCUGCGAGUCCUUCCUGCUUGGAGAAUGCUCAUCCAUUGCCCAGGAAAUGGCUAUUCUUUGAGGCCACAGAAUCCAGUGACACUAUCUGGCUCAUAGAGAGCUUGGUGGAGGAUCUGCUGAGACAGUUCUUCACACUCAUAUAAUAAGAAGCUCUUCAUAUGACAAGUAAUAGCUAUUUUUCAUACAAUUAAGGUGGAAAUAAGGAAGAUGGCUUCAAACCCUCCUGGACAAGGCUUUCAGAAUAAAAACAGGGUUGCAAUCUUGGCUGAGCUAGACAAGGAGAAGAGAAAGCUACUCAUGCAAAACCAGACCUCCACAAAUCACCCUGGAGCCAGAGUUCUGCAGCCACUCUACCAAACAUAUGAGCUCCCCAUCAUGAAGACUAUGGACCCCUGCAUCUCUCUGUCUCGAUCCUCCCUUAAUAAGGACUUUCGUGAUCAUGCAGAGCAGCAGCACAUAGCUGCACAACAAAAGGCUGCUUUACAGCAUGCCCAUGCACAUUCUUCGGGGUACUUUAUAACCCAGGACUCAGCUUUUGGAAACCUUAUUCUUCCUGUUUUGCCACGACUUGAUGGAGAAUGAGACAGUGAAGAAGGCUGGUGCUCAUCUAGUUUUGCAGCUGCUACCUUUCCAUUCAUUGAGUGGUUUGAAAAUAAGAGGACUCAGAGCUGAAGAAUAAUUUGUUUAUUUUAAUGACUUUCAUUUUAUAUCCAGUCUUUUUGUUUUCAGGGGACAUUGAAAUAUUUAAAACCAAUUCUAAGGUAGUCUGCUUUUUCCUUUCCUUCUGGUCUCAAAGUUGGUUAUUGAUAUUACGUAGUUGACUUUGCUAAUUCGAUGCUUGUUUAUUUCUUCUUUGAUUUAACUUACAGCAUUACCUUCAAGCCACUAUUAUUAGCACAUGCUAGGCUACAUCUGCACUGCAGAAAUAAUGCAGUUUGACAGCUUUUUAAUGGCCAUGGCUAAGUGCUAUGGAAUUCUAAGAUUUGUAGUUUUGUAAGAUAUUUAGCCACCUCUAUCAGAAUUCUGGUUCCACAACAAACUACAAAUCCCAGGAUUCCACAGGAUGGAGCCAUGGCAGUUAAAGUGGUGUAAAACUACAUUGUUUAUGCAGUGUGAUUGGAGCCCUAUUGCCGUACAGUGCUUCACGUUGGUCUCUCAGUAAUCUUACAGCAAUCUUGUAAGAUAGGUCAGUACUAUUAUCCUGAUAUAUAUAUGAGCAAAUGUUAGAGAAAGAAACUUGCCUGAAGCUAUUUUACAAUUUCCAAACUGAGGUGAACACUGGAGUUCCUUGAUUACACUCUUACAUACCUCUAGAGCCUAUUCUUGCAUUAUUAUUCUGUUAGCAAUAGCAGGAUACUUAUUAUGCCUAGAAUCCAUUUGGUGAUUUGUGCCAGCAUGAGAGUCUUAUAAUGUAAUACUCUUUAAAAAACAACAACAGGGUAUGGCAGUCAGUAAAAAGCAACAAGCCACUUAGGAGCCAAUAGGGCAAUUUUAUCUAUUGGAGGCAGCUUUUCCUUUCGUUCUUCUAUCCUUUCAGCACUCAGGACCCCCUUUCAUCUGCUCCAGUCUCUUGCUCUUCCACCAGCAUAAUUACACUGGCAGAAAAGAUAUUGGCAUUUGUGUUGGAUGUGGUGCCUUGCUUUCCAGGAAAAUAAGAACAGAGCCCUGUGUUAGGGUAAUUAAAAACGUAUGUGCUUUCUCCCUGUCUGAAGACGGGUAAAGAAGAACAUCAACAAUACAGAGAACUGCAGCUCCAAGUGAGUACAUAUACCACUGGCUUGCUGUCCAUUUCCAGGCAUUGUUCAAAAUGAUGACUUAUAAAGCACUAUAUGGUUCAGGUCCUGUUUAUUUGUAUUAUACCAGACAAACCUGCCUAUGUUCUGAGAUCUUCUGGGGAGGCCCUGUCCUGCCACCCAGGGAUGUAGCUGGGGGGGGGGGGUGUCUGUGGGGUCCGGACCUCCCUUCCGUUAAAUACAAUGAAUGGUGUGUGCUGCUGCGCCCAAGCCCCAUUAUAAUCGUGGUACUUAGUCUAGACCCCCCCCCUUCCCAAAAUCCUGGCUGCAUCCCUUUGCCACCCUCACAAAUACAUUUGGUUGGAAAACAGGGCCUUCUUGGUGGCUGUUCCCAGGCUUUGGAACUCCCUUCCCAAAGAGGCUAGACUGGCACACUGCAUACUAUCUUUCAACAAGCAGGGGAAAGCUUUUCUAUUCUAGCGGGUCUUUGAGAAUUUAUUAAUUUCUUAGGGAAAACAGACCUUUACAAAAUGCUGGGCCAGUGUGUGUUAUGGUUCUUUUUAAUUUAACUGGAUGCAGUUUUAUGGUGAUUUAAUUGUUUUUAACUUGUAUGCUGUAGAUUUUUAACUCUUUUUUUAAAUUUUGUAAGCCGGCAUGAGUCCAAAACUGGGGGAAAGGCAGGAUAUAAAUAAAUAUAAUGAUAAUGAUAUAAUGCCUUUGUUCGCUUGAAUGCAUGACUUCAGCCCCUUUGUAUCUGACUGUGUAGCCACCAGCUGGUCCCGAAAAAAAGCCCCAGUUUAUGUUUUAAUUAACAGUGAGAAAGAGAAAUGGAGAAGUAUAUAGACAAGUUUGUGCAGUUUUCCAGAUCUGAGCUGCAUAUUUGGCCAGAUGAAUCAACGUGAAGCAGGAAAGGAAGGAGAAAAUACCUCCCUUUUUCAAGUGUUGUGCUUUGUUGGAUAGGCAUGUGCAGCCCUCUUUCUGGUAUGUGUCUGCUAUAAUUCCUUAUCAUUGGCUAUGCUAACUAGGGCUGAUGUAGUUAUAGGCCAUAAAAAUAUGGAGAAUUGCAAUUUUCUAUCCCCGUUUUAGUGAGUCAGGCUAUUGCUUGGUCUAACCUAGGUGUGGCGAACACGUCCCCACCCCAGAUGUUAGAUUGUGGCUCCCAACAGCUUUAUGUAACAUAGCCAAUAGUUGAGGAUAAUGGCAGAUACAACCCAACAACAUCUGCAAGGCCACCAAUUGCCUGCUUCCUCUUCCUUAUUCCAUCCUGCUUAUUUUAAGCUAAAUUAGUGAUGUAAUUUUAACUGUUAUUGAAUUGUAUUAUUUGUAAUGGUGAGAAGGUUACGGAUUAAUAUAUGUUUCAUUAUAUUCUUUUUAUGUUUUGUAUUUUUAUCUCGGUUGUAAUCCCACCUCGAUCCGCAUGGAGAGGCAGGAAAUAUAAAUAAAUCUUAUUGUUGUUGUUGUUAU
Molecule: messenger RNA, 4042 nt
Organism: Sceloporus undulatus (fence lizard)
Lineage: Eukaryota; Metazoa; Chordata; Lepidosauria; Squamata; Phrynosomatidae
Gene: INIP
Product: INTS3 and NABP interacting protein
Exons: 7
Coding region: 1053-1427 (124 amino acids)
Biological process (GO): DNA repair
Cellular component (GO): nucleoplasm; SOSS complex; nucleus
Source: RefSeq, a predicted model, not a curated record